Thalassophryne amazonica is the source of this 1403-nucleotide messenger RNA. It is a transcript of the gene tcea2, whose product is annotated as transcription elongation factor A (SII), 2. NCBI's taxonomy places the organism in Eukaryota, Metazoa, Chordata, Actinopteri, Batrachoidiformes, Batrachoididae. Gene Ontology annotation, biological process: transcription elongation by RNA polymerase II; DNA-templated transcription. The transcript is spliced from 10 exons. Gene Ontology annotation, cellular component: nucleus. Gene Ontology annotation, molecular function: nucleic acid binding; zinc ion binding. The record is from RefSeq and is a predicted model, not a curated record. Bases 93 to 1163 code for a protein of 356 amino acids.
CUUAUAACUCCAUUUUAAAAGAAGAAAAUGUGGUAUAACUGGACAGAGAUGAUCAGGCAAGUUGCUAAGUUAACAAAACUACAACUCCCAGAAUGCCACAGGGCCUCAUAACAACAAACGAGAGUGAGGCAGCAGCUGUGAGAGAAGCAGAGAGACAGCGUGCAAAGAAAGACAGAAAAAGGAAAGAACGAGCUUUUCUUCCACAUGACUCGACGUUUUUCUCUGCAGCAGAGGAUCACACGAGGAGCAGAAAAAUGGCUAAAAACCAAGAAGUAGAGCGCAUCGCUAAAAAGCUGGAUAAAAUGGUACAGAAGAAGAACACGGAUGGAGCUCUGGACCUGCUAAGGGAGCUAUCCAACAUCAAGAUGUCUCUGGAGACGCUGCAGUCCACUAGAGUCGGGAUGUCUGUGAAUGCGGUGAGGAAACAGAGCUCAGAUGAAGAAGUUCAGACUUUGGCCAAAACCCUCAUCAAGUCCUGGAAGAAACUUGUGGAUGGUGUGGAGGGCAAAUCUGAGGAGAAGAAGAAGGAGGACUCGCCUGUGAAGUCAUCGUCCACUUCUAAGGACUGCAGCAGCACUGACAAAAGGUUUGAAGAGUCUCAGGACACUCCCACUGCCCCUACCCUCUCUGCUCAGGUUACCUCCUUCCCCCCUGGGCCCGUCACCACUGACAGCGUCCGUACCAAGAGUCGAGAGCUGCUGGUGGCGGCGCUGCAGACCGACGAUGAUCACAAGACGUUUGGAGUUGAUUGCGAGCAGCUUGCAGCACAAAUUGAAGAACAGAUCUUCCAGGAGUUUAAGUUGACAGAUAUGAAAUAUAAAGCGCGUUUACGAAGUCGCAUCUCCAACCUGAAGGACCAGAAGAACCCUGACCUGCGGCGCAACGUUUUGUGUGGCAACAUCACACCUCAGCGCAUCGCCUGCAUGACGGCUGAGGAAAUGGCGAGCGCGGAGCUGAAGCAGAUCAGAGAAGCUCUGACUAAAGAGUCGAUCCGAGAACAUCAGCUGUCAAAGGUCGGAGGAACCGAGACCGACAUGUUCAUCUGCAACAAGUGCCACGGGAAGAACUGCACGUACACACAGGUGCAGACCCGCAGUGCUGAUGAACCCAUGACCACAUAUGUGUUGUGUAACAGCUGCGGAAACCGAUGGAAGUUCUGUUGAAGAGGAUGCACCAUGAAGCGACGGCAGGAAGAGAAAUUCAACAAGAUGGUGGUUUUCUUUUUGUUUUGUAUAAUAAUGAACUUGUGUAAAUAUGAAAGCUGUAAUUUAUCUGGACGAAAACAUCCAGCUAACUGUGUCGCUUGCAGUUUGUUUGUUUGUGUGGCUGAUAAGAUUUAAUCCAGAUUAAUGCCGUGGAAACACCUCAAAUUCAGAUUUCCAUUAAAGCUGCUAUUAAACCAA